Myripristis murdjan (pinecone soldierfish) is the source of this 906-nucleotide messenger RNA. It is a transcript of the gene tnfaip6, whose product is annotated as tumor necrosis factor, alpha-induced protein 6. The record is from RefSeq and is a predicted model, not a curated record. Gene Ontology annotation, molecular function: hyaluronic acid binding. The coding region runs from base 40 to 831 and encodes 263 amino acids. NCBI's taxonomy places the organism in Eukaryota, Metazoa, Chordata, Actinopteri, Holocentriformes, Holocentridae. The transcript has 6 exons. Gene Ontology annotation, biological process: cell adhesion; negative regulation of inflammatory response.
CAUCUGGUUGGAGAGGCGCUGCGCACUGACGACUGCAGGAUGCGCGUAUUCGCUGUCCUUUGCGCAAUUGGAUUCCUGCUGAAAGAGGCGCAAGCGUGGAGCUACAAAAAUGGAAUAUUUCAUAAUUCAAUAUGGCUGGAGCAAGCAGCUGGAGUUUACCACAGGGAAUCGCGUAAAGGGAGGUACCAGCUGACUUAUAAAGAGGCCAAAGCUGUCUGCAAGUACGAAGGAGGAAAACUGGCCACUUACGAACAACUGGAGGCGGCUCGUCAAAUAGGUUUCCAUGUGUGCGCAGCGGGAUGGUUUGACAAAGGGCGCGUCGGCUACCCCAUCGUCAAAGCUGGCGCCAACUGCGGUUUUGGGAAAGUGGGCAUUAUCGACUAUGGCUACAGGCUGAACAAAAGUGAGAGAUGGGAUGUGUACUGCUACAACCCAGACUCCAAGGAGUGCGGCGGGGUGCUGACAAACCAGGAGAAGAUCAUUCAGUCCCCUGGUUUCCCCGAGGAGUACCAGAACGAGCAGAUCUGCUACUGGCACAUCCGUGUUCGCUACGGCCAGAGGGUCCGCCUCCACUUCCUUGAGUUUGACGUGGAGGAUGACGGGGUGUGCAUGUCCGACUACCUGGAGGUGUUCGACAGCUACGACGAUAUCUCAGGCUUCGUUGGGAGGUUCUGUGGUGAUUAUUUACCAGACGAUAUCAUCAGUACAGGAAAUGUGAUGACGCUGAAGUUCCUGUCCGACGCCUCCGUCACCGCCGGAGGCUUCCAGUUACAGUACAUCGCCUUCAACGCGUCGGCCUUCUCACACAACGACACCAACUAUUUUUACUGAGCAAUCAUUUAACACACUGAUGUAUCCCUGUUGCUGUAUUUAUAUUAAUGUUUACCUCAUGUAAUUAAUGAUUCU